This is a messenger RNA of Dimorphilus gyrociliatus, 983 nucleotides long. The record is from the annotation of a GenBank genome assembly. NCBI's taxonomy places the organism in Eukaryota, Metazoa, Annelida, Polychaeta, Dinophilidae.
GUCUGCUAUAGAUGUUUUGAGUUCAAAAGAACAUUUAUAUUUUUCAGUGAUAAAAAAUGUCACAGGGUCCAAUGGAGAAAAAGAAUUUCCUCUGUGUAGGGCUAAUUUGUGUUGACAUUAUGAAUCAUGUGGAAAAAUUCCCAACAGAAGAUUCUGAUAAUAGGGCAAGUGAUCAAUAUUGGCAAAGAGGAGGUAAUGCUUCUAAUAACUGCACUGUAUUGUCAUUGUUGGGCGAGAAUGUGUCUAUUUUUGGAACGAUUGCGAACAGUAAUGAAUUAGGAUUUUUACAGGACGACUUCAAAAAAUAUAAUAUUUCAUUUAAUAACUGCCCAAUUAAAGAGAACGUGACAUGUCCCCUCUCUAUUGCUAUUGUCAAUAAACAAAAUGGAUCAAGAACUAUUAUUCAUCAUAAUCGAAAUCUUCCUGAACUUACUUCCGAUGAAUUCUCGAAAUUAGAUUUAAAAAAUUUUGAUUGGAUACAUUUUGAAGGUAGACCCAGUGUGGAUGAAAUCUCUGGAAUGUUGCAAAUAAUAGACACUUUCAAUGAAAAAUAUGAUAAGAAAAUAAGAACUUCAGUGGAAUUGGAGAAAAAGCGAGAAACCUUGAAGCUUUUAGCUGACAGAGCUGAUGUUAUUUUUGUUAGUAAAGGACAUGCAAGCAUGCUUGGAUACAAUAAGAAAGAAGAUGCUUUAUUACACUAUUUAAAGAAAUGUCGGCCAAAAGCUACAGUAAUUGUGCCUUGGGCCGAGGAAGGUGCAGUAGGACAAGUACAGGGACAAGAUCAAAUGUUCCACUCGCCAUGUUUUUCUCCCGAUAAAGUUAUUGAUACAUUGGGAGCUGGAGACACUUUUGUUGCUUCUUGUAUACAAGCUUUAAGCAGAGAUUUACCCUUGGCACAUGCUUUGAAAAUAGCUUGUAAAGUUGCCGGCUUCAAGUGCGGUAUUAAAGGUUAUGAUGGAAUCAGUAAAAAUCUAAUUGUGUAA